This is a messenger RNA of Eruca vesicaria subsp. sativa (arugula), 1997 nucleotides long. Lineage: Eukaryota; Viridiplantae; Streptophyta; Magnoliopsida; Brassicales; Brassicaceae. The record is from the annotation of a GenBank genome assembly.
AUGGGGGAGAACGCGGCGGAGAGAAGAUCUGGUUGUGGUUUAUUGAGCGUAAUGUUCGGUAGACGUAACUUGUGGUCCAAGAAACCUACACCAACCGAUAACGGUAGCCAAAAAAGCACAUCAACCGCUACCAGCAACAUUCAGUUCACUAAAUCUCCCGGUAACGACUUAAAAAAGCCUCACGAUGACGUCAAGGUUACCAUAGACCCGAUCCACAACAACAAGAUUCAGAAUCAGAAUCAAAGAUCGGUCGUGCCAUCAAAACCCUCUUCUAAUCAAUACCCUAAUAACCAUCAACUAGGGACUUAUCAACAACAACAACAACGAAGUAGUUACAGCAACAAUAGUAAUAGCGUUGAUCCAUACAGAGGAGGACAAAGGAAAGUACCUAGAGAAGCCAUUGGUUUAUCAGGUGAGCUAGAAAGCAUGUUAAUCGACCAUCAAAAAUCAAAAGGAACCAACGGUUUGGUUCGUGCAUCUUCUAGCAAUGUUAUGUUAUACGGUAACCUAGGGAAUCUAAACCAGUCCGGACCAGCAACGACCCUAGGUUACGGUAAUGUUGGUGCAGGAGGAUAUGGUGCGACGAGGACCAAUGUGGCUGCUCCCGCAACGGUGACAACAAAGAGCCAAGAUCAGACAGGAUCUUUGUGUAGAGCAAUCUCAACAAGAAUGGAUCCAGAGACGUUGAAGAUAAUGGGUAAUGAAGAUUACAAGAAUGGGAACUUUGCUGAGGCUUUGGCUUUGUAUGAUGCAGCCAUUGCUAUUGAUCCUAACAAAGCUGCGUACCGUAGCAACAAGAGUGCUGCCUUGACUGCACUAGGUAGGAUUCUUGACGCGGUUUUUGAAUGUAGAGAAGCUAUCAGAAUCGAGCCUCAUUACCAUAGAGCACAUCAUCGGUUGGGUAACUUGUACCUCAGGUUAGGAGAAGUGGAAAAAUCAAUGUAUCAUUUCAAGCAUUCGGGUCCAGAGGCUGAUCCAGAAGACAUUGUAAAGGCGAAAGCUGUUCAGACACAUAUCACUAAGUGCACAGAAGCUAAGAGGUUACGAGAUUGGAAUGGUUUGAUCACGGAGACAACAAACACAAUCUCUUCAGGAGCUGAUGCAGCCCCACAGGUAUAUUCAUUGCAAGCAGAAGCAUUCUUAAAAACGCAUAGACAUCAAGAAGCAGAUGAGGCUUUGUCUAGAUGUCCGGUUUUCGAUGUGGAUACCAGUACUAGGUACUACGGACCGGUCGCUUACGCAGGUUUCUUGGUUGUCCGUGCUCAGGUGCACUUGGCUUCUGGCAGAUUCGAUGAAGCUGUGGAGGCUAUCCAACGCGCCGGGCAGCUAGAUGGGAAUAACCGAGAAGUGGCCAUGGUUUCACGGCGAGCUCAAGCGGUGACAGAAGCUCGGUUCAAAGGAAACGAGUUGUUUAAAGCUGGACGGUUCGAAGAGGCAUGUGCUGCUUAUGGCGAGGGACUAGACCAUGAUCCAAGAAACUCUGUUUUGCUAUGUAAUCGUGCAGCUUGUCGUUCGAAGUUAGGCCAGUUCGAAAAAUCUGUUGAAGAUUGCACGGCAGCUAUCUCUGUCCGGCCAGGAUACCGCAAAGCUCGCCUUAGAAGAGCUGAUUGUAACACUAAGAUGCGAAAGUGGGAGUUGGUAGUGGCAGACUACGAGAUAUUGAAAAAAGAGACUCCUGAGGAUGAGGAAGUGACCAGAGGAUUAUCAGAAGCACAACAACAACUCAUGAAACGUCGUGGCCAAGACUCCUGACUGAUUUCUGUGGGGGUAAAAUAUGGAAUGAGAAAAAAGAAAACACUGGCGGAAAAUUUCAUGUUUGAUUUUUGUUUUUGAGCCGGCAAGUGACACCUAAAUGACAAUCUUGUGGUUCUUUAAACUUUUUAUUUUGUUUUUUUUGGGUGAUUAAAUGUUGUAUAGGAAAUGAGAUUGUGGUGAUGCUGUAUUUAGAUUUUAAACACACAAUUUGUCCAUGGUAUAUCAAAAAGCUUAUAUUCUCG